This is a messenger RNA of Cololabis saira (Pacific saury), 967 nucleotides long. It is a transcript of the gene cnfn, whose product is annotated as cornifelin. The record is from RefSeq and is a predicted model, not a curated record. The coding region runs from base 95 to 442 and encodes 115 amino acids. The transcript has 4 exons. Gene Ontology annotation, cellular component: cornified envelope. Lineage: Eukaryota; Metazoa; Chordata; Actinopteri; Beloniformes; Belonidae.
UAUAAGAGCUGUGGCUGGACCUCUUCUCCCUGCAGGUGCAGAUCUUUUUUGAUCAGACUAAACUUUCAGAAGACGCACAGAAAUCUCGAGAGGCAUGGCAUUCCACUCAAACGUGAUCAACUCCCAGCCGGCCACCGUUACUCAGUACACCGUGUCUUCUUCUAAGUCAGACUGGAGCACAAACGUCUGCGACUGUUGUGACGACUGUGGCAUUUGUCUUUGUGCAACGUUUGUUCCUUGUAUUCUGGGCUGUAAGGUGGCUCAGGACAACGGAGAGAGCUGCUGUCUGCCUUUCCUUCCGGGCGCCAUGAUUGCUCUGAGGACAAGUGUCCGUAGCAAAUACAACAUUGGUGGCUCGGUGUGUGAGGAUUGGGUAAUCAUGGGCUGCCUGCCACUAUGUGGACUCUGUCAGAUGGCACGAGAGCAGAAGAUGAGAGGAUAGAGAGACCGGGUGCUGAAUGCUGCAUUUUUCAAAUUACAAAGCAAGAUGACACGUGGAUUUAAAAAAAUAUAUUCUUAAGUCUAUUAAUGGUUAUAGUAGUUUCAAUUUUACAUUCACUGGCAUGUCAAUGGUGUUGCUAAAGAACAGAGAAUAAUGGCCUAAAAUGUGAGCUUAGCCGAAAUCUUGUUUUAGUUAGAAUUUCAUACAAUUAAAGUAUGUGACAGUAUGGCACUGAACUAUUUGGGAUGUGAGCAUAGAUUAAAAACUAGGAUAAAUAAAUUCAGAUUUAUGUUACUGACUAAAUAAUUUACUGUGCUCACAUCCAUGUCAUGCCAAAAACCUUUAAAGAAGUAAUUUUGAAGCUAGAGUAACUUGUAGUAAAUCAAUAUAUUGCUGACAUAAAAGGAAUAUAAAAAAAUGAUUUAUUUAGGAAUGUAUUGAUCAUUUAAUAAUGUAAUCUAAUGUGUGUCAUGUAUGCAUUACAUAUUGUAUUAUGUCUUUUGUGUGUGUCCACAAGCAUACAAU